GGUCGGACAGGUGUAGUGCGUUCAGGUAAGAAGCGACGGGCGCGCGUAACGGAUGUCGCGUCGCUCGGGGAAAGUGAACGACGCGGAUUACGAGUGUUUGCGUGGAAAUCGGAGGAAAUUCCGCCGUCACGUGACCGCGUUUCCCUUCAACAGUUUAGGGUAGGCCGUGAGGCGGAAAGCGAAGCGGAUGUCAGCCACCAUGGACAACAACAACCGAAACGAGAAAUCCGAGGGCAUCGCCGCCGCGACGGACGACGGUCGCGAUGAAAACGGCUGCGCGCGCAACAGCGCGGCGAUACUCGAGAGCCCGUCGCUGGCGCACGCGCUGGUGACGACGGUGCCGCAAAACAUCACCGCGAGGGCCCUCGGCGACAAACACACCCCGACUCGCAACAGUCUACGUCACAGCCGAAUGAUUGUGAUGAAUCGCAACGGAAAAACGCCUCGGCAUUAUUUGCCUUUCGUCAUACGCCACUACAAAAUUGUCAAGUCGAUGAAGGUGAUGACUAUCCUGCUCGCGGUGGCCAUGUGCCUAAUUUCCGUGUGGCUCGUGCUCUGGACGCCGACGAUGAGCGCGGCCGACUAUCCCUACUGGAGCGCCGUCCCCGCGCUGUGCUCUGGAAUCGUCGGGUGUUUAUUCCUCGGUUGCUGCCCGCGUCCGUACCCCGGCAGACGGCUCAGCUGGACCUACCAUUACGUCAAGUUCCUUAGCGUAUCCACCACUGUCAUUUCUAUCGCUUCGAUAGUUUUGGUUUUAACAUUCGCGUUGAUCCACGUGACGUAUUUGUACUCUUCGACGUGCGAGUCGUUCGACAAGCUCAACAAGACGUGCGUGUGCGCGCCUGGCGGCGCGACCUCGGCCGUCUUUAACGACGUUUACCACUACGAAGACCUAACGUGCGACGAGGUCGAGCAGUUCCUGCGCGACCUCGAAAUAUCCACCUGCGCGGUAAAUUUCGUCAUGCUGGUGCUCGAAAUCUCGUACUUGUACGUCCACUGGACCGACAGGGACCUGGCGGGGUUCUCCAGGGUGCCGGCUCGCGAUCCCGUCAAAAGCGACGGGAGCUGAUGUGGAGUUCUGGAGACUGAGGGGUGAAUUUUGUGAUAUUAGACGCGGACAAGGAUCCGAGAUACCACGCGACCCAAAGAUUUUUUAUUGUUAAGGUAUUAGCGGUUUGGGGGCCACCGACGAGCUCGUCGCUUGCGUCGCAGCUAUCAGUAUUAUGUAAGGGAUGUAAGAGUCACCGUUUUUGUAAAUAAACCACGUUG
Molecule: messenger RNA, 1269 nt
Organism: Cylas formicarius (sweet potato weevil)
Lineage: Eukaryota; Metazoa; Arthropoda; Insecta; Coleoptera; Brentidae
Exons: 4
Coding region: 188-1069 (293 amino acids)
Cellular component (GO): dystrophin-associated glycoprotein complex; sarcolemma
Source: RefSeq, a predicted model, not a curated record